CAUAGAUCUGACAAAAGAAGUGGUCAUUCAUUUUGAACAUCGAUUAAUCCCAACCUUCGGGAAACGGAGCAGACGCUUUCCAGUUGCGCAUGUCUAGCAACCCCAAACGUCACUCAGGCGCCAAGAAGUUCGCCGGACACACUUCGGCGCAAAGGAGUACACUGCACUCCUUUUCAUGCUGUAAUGCAGGGCAUAUCCUUUUAGGUAAACACUGAAGCUGCUUGGAAUCAGCAGCUUUGCAUGAUCAAAGAGUUUACUAAAUGAAUAAAAUCGUUCGCGUAAAUAAUGCCAAAAUCAAACAAGAAGUCGUGCACGCAGACGUCCAUCAGCAGAUUCUUCAGUGGAUUUAACAGGCAGGCAAAUGACAGCAGCAGUCAGUGUGGGAUUAAGUCUGCAGAUCGCGGCGCUGGGCACUCAGGUCUUGGGGGCAAGAAGCAGCUCUCUGCCAAUGAAGAUGAGCCCAGAAACAAACGAGCAAAGCUGGCACAGGACGGAGACGAGGAAGACAAGGACUGCGUCUUCGUCUGCAGCAACAGGGUUACAGGUGCAGGGACGGCCUCCUCCAGACCCAGACUGUCCUCUUCUACUCUGGAAAGACUGAAAGGCUUCAGCUGCCAAGGAAACUCAGUGAACCGGGACACUGUCCCCCCAGAGCAAGGCAACGGAGCUAGGGACCACAGCAGGGACCCAUGCGACGCAACAGGGGACAGCGAAUCGGAGGACAGAGAGGAGGAGAGUCCCCGGGUCCCAGCUAAAGAACAGGGUUUCAGUUUGAGCCAGUUUGCCAAGCCAGGUGGUGGUGGUGGCGGCGGCACAGUUAACUCGGGUAACGCGGGUGGAGCUGGCCCUGCUAAAAAGAGUCCCGCAGACACCAGCGCCCCCAACAGGAGAACCAAGAGCAUCUACACCCCCCUGGAGCUGCAGUUCAUGGAGAUUAAGGAGAAGCACAAAGACACCCUGCUCUGUGUGGAGUGUGGGUACAAGUUCAGGUUCUUCGGGGAGGACGCCGAGAUAGCAGCGAGGGAGCUGAACAUUUUCUGUCACAUGGAUCACAACUUCAUGACCGCCAGCAUCCCCACCCACCGCCUGUUUGUCCACGUCCGGCGCUUGGUCUCCCAGGGUUACAAGGUGGGCGUGGUGAAGCAGACGGAGACCACGGCUCUGAAGGCCUCAGGUGCCAACAAGAGCGCCCUCUUCACCCGCCAGCUGAGCGCGCUCUAUACCAAGUCCACCCUGGUGGGGGAAGAUGUGAACCCUCUGCUGAAGCUGGGUGACUUGGAGGAGGCUGAGGACGUGGUCCUGGAUGCUCCAAACAACUACCUGAUGUGUGUGUACGAGAGUUGGGAUGGCCAGGCCAAGGAGCUGACCGUAGGCCUUGUGGCGGUUCAGCCUAGCACAGGCGAUGUACUGCUGGACUGUUUCAAGGAUGGACCGUCCCGCUCAGAACUGGAGACGCGUGUUAUGCGAGUGCAGCCGGUGGAGAUCCUGGUGCCCUCUGACCUCUCCCAAACCACGGAGCGCCUCCUGCAGAGCAUUGCCUCUGCCAGCACACAGGCCGAUGACCGCAUUCGCAUUGAGAGACGGGACAGUUCGCAGUUUGAAUUCGCCGCCGCCAUGCAGACUGUCACUCGCUUUUACUCGGACACGUCCCGCCAGAAGUCAGGAGUGUCCGAUCCAGGUACCCUCUCCAGCAUAAUCUCCUUGGACUCUCCAGUGAUCUGCUGUCUUGGCCCUGUGAUCGAGUACCUGAUUGAAUUUAACUUGGAGAGAGUCCUGCUUUGUACCAGCUCCUUCAAACAGCUGUCCUGUGAGGCAGACUGCAUGAUCCUCAGUGCCACCACCAUGAGGAACCUGGAGAUCCUGUGCAACCAGACGGACCGUAAGGUGAAGGGCAGCUUGCUGUGGGUGCUUGACCACACCCAGACCCCAUUUGGAAGCCGGCUGAUGAAGAAGUGGGUAUCUCAGCCCCUGAAGUCUGCCACGGAGAUCCAGGCGCGGCAGGACGCAGUCGCCGAAAUCCUCUCCUCCAAAUCCAGCGCCCUGCCCUCCCUACGCGCUCUGCUCAGCCGGCUGCCUGACCUGGAGAGGGGCAUCUGCAGCAUCUACCACAAGAAGUGUUCCACUCAGGAGUUCUACCUCAUCAGCAGCACUCUGUCACGAUUGGGGAUGGAGCUCCAGGCCCUGGUUCCCACCAUCCAAUCGCAUCUGAGCUCCGCCCUCUUGAAGGACCUCGUCCUGGCCUUGCCCCAGCUUCUGGCAUCUGUUCAGGACUUUCUGAAUGUGCUCAAUGAAAAAGCAGCCAAGGCCGGGGAUAAGACGCAGCUGUUUGCUGACCUGACCGAGUUCCCUGUGAUCCGGGAGAGGAAGGAGCAGAUCCAGUCGGUCAUAUGCGACAUCCAGGAGCACCGCAGAGAGGUCCGGCUGGUGCUGAGGAACCCCUCGCUGGACUACGUGACCGUUUCGGGCCAAGAGUUCCUGAUUGAGGUGAAAAACAGCAUGUCCUCCACGGUCCCUCCUGACUGGGUGAAAAUCAACAGCACGAAGGUGGUUGGUCGCUAUCACACUCCCUUUAUUGUGGAGAGAUACAGGCAGCUGCUGCAGCUCCGGGAGCAGCUGGUCAUUGACUGCGGUCGCGAGUGGAUCAACUUCCUGCAGCAGUUUGGGGAACAUUACCACAUCAUGAAGAAGGCUGUUUGUCACCUAGCAACACUGGACUGCCUCUUCUCAUUGGCCGAUGUUGCUAAACAAGGCAGUUACUGCAGGCCGCAGGUGCUGGAGGGGGAGAUGCAGAUCGUGAUCCGGGAAGGUCGACACCCCGCCAUCGACCUGCUGAUGGGGGAGCAGGACCAGUACGUUCCCAACGACACAGACUUGCAGGGAGACGGCAAGCGAGCCAUGAUCAUCACCGGGCCCAACAUGGGCGGGAAGAGCUCCUACAUCCGACAGGUGGCGCUGGUGGCGGUCAUGGCCCAGCUGGGGUCCUUCGUCCCCGCGCAAGAGGCCAUGGUGGGCAUCGUGGACGGCAUCUACACCAGGAUGGGCGCCUCAGACAACCUAUCACGAGGCAGAAGCACGUUCAUGGAGGAGCUGUUGGAGGCAUCGGAGAUAGUGUCGCGAGCAACAUCGCGCUCCCUGGUCAUUCUGGACGAGCUGGGGCGAGGCACCAGCACCCACGACGGCAUCGCUAUCGCCUACGCCACCCUGGAGUACUUCGUCAGAGACGUGAAGUCCCUGACUCUGUUCGUCACUCACUACCCUCCUCUGUGUGAGCUGGAGAAAGUCUUCCCACAGCACGUGGGUAACUACCACAUGGCCUUCCUGCUGAACGAGCCUGACGGACAAGAUGAUGGUCUAGACGAGGAACUGCAGCCCGAGUUCAUCACCUUCCUGUACCAAGUAACAGAGGGCGCGGCUGCCAGGAGCUACGGGCUGAACGUAGCCCGGCUGGCGGAGAUCCCAGAAGCCAUCAUCAGAACUGCUGCGCUCAAGUCCAAAGAACUGGAGGCUGUGGUCAAUGCUCGCAGGUAA
This is a messenger RNA of Megalops cyprinoides (Indo-Pacific tarpon), 3528 nucleotides long. It is a transcript of the gene msh3, whose product is annotated as mutS homolog 3 (E. coli). NCBI's taxonomy places the organism in Eukaryota, Metazoa, Chordata, Actinopteri, Elopiformes, Megalopidae. The transcript is spliced from 23 exons. Gene Ontology annotation, biological process: somatic recombination of immunoglobulin gene segments; mismatch repair; mitotic recombination. Gene Ontology annotation, molecular function: mismatched DNA binding; ATP-dependent DNA damage sensor activity; ATP binding. Gene Ontology annotation, cellular component: nucleus. The coding region runs from base 286 to 3528 and encodes 1080 amino acids. The record is from RefSeq and is a predicted model, not a curated record.